AUGAAUGUCCCAAAUGAGCCCAUUGCCAUAGUUGGCAGCGCUUGCCGGUUUCCCGGUGGCUGUGAUACCCCUUCCAAGCUUUGGGAGAUGCUGAAGCAGCAGCGCGAUGUCAUUAAGAAAAUUCCCAAAGAUCGUUUCAAUACCGACGCGUUAUAUCAUCCCGAGCCGACGCACCAUGGCACCUCAAAUGCUCAAUAUUCAUAUCUGCUAGAGCAAGACAUAGGCGAGUUCGAUGCAAACUUCUUCAAUAUUCAUCCAAAAGAAGCCGAAUGUAUUGAUCCGCAACAGAGGGUUCUCCUGGAAACAGUUUAUGAUGGAAUAUCCGCCGCCGGCCUACCCAUGGAGAAGAUGCGAGGAUCUGAUACGGCCGUCUAUGUGGGUCAGAUGUGCGAUGACUGGGCUGGCAUCCUCCAGCAUCAGGUCGAUGAAGCCCCACCAUACACUGGCACGGGGACGUCACGAAGUAUCAUGGCCAACCGAGUUUCGUACUUUUUCGACUGGCAUGGCCCAUGUAUGAAUAUUGAUACGGCAUGCUCGUCGAGUCUUGUAGCGGUUCACGAGGCGGUUCAGACCUUGCGGAGUGGUCACUCUGCAGUCGCUGUGGCGGCUGGUGUUAAUUUUCUAAUCCAUCCAAUGUAUUAUGUUAGUGAAAGUAACCUCCGGAUGUUAUCUACGUCAGGUCGAUGCCGGAUGUGGGAUGCAUCGGGAGAUGGCUACGGACGUGGUGAGGGAAUUGCUUGUGUAGUGCUCAAGACCCUUAGCCAGGCACAGAAAGACAAUGACCACAUUGAAUGCAUCAUUCGGGAGACUGGGGUUAAUCAAGAUGGCCGAACCUCCGGAAUCACCAUGCCCAGUAACAUUGCCCAGGCACAAUUGAUUCGCGAUACUUACCGCCGCGCCGGGCUCGAUGUCCGCAAUCCGCUGGACCAGCCUCAGUUUUUCCAUGCCCACGGCACGGGCACAAAGGCGGGUGACCCACAGGAAGCAACAGCUAUUUAUCGCGCAUUCUUCACGAAGGAGACCGAACCAGAGCAGAAGCUGCUGGUGGGCUCUAUCAAAACACACAUUGGGCAUACAGAGGGCGCAGCGGGCCUUGCCAGUGUCAUCAGCACUUCGCUUGCCUUACAACAUGGCGAAAUAUUCCCGAAUAUGCAUUUCAACGAGCUGAACCCUGAUAUUCUUCCAUAUUACGGCGCCUUUGAGGUGCCAACCUCUGUCCAGGAGUGGCCGGCGUUGAAGCCAGGUCAGGUUCGCCGAGCGAGUGUCAACAGUUUCGGAUUUGGGGGCACCAACACCCACGCCAUUCUUGAGGCUUAUAUACCGUCCGAGCCCACGCACUCCGAGCCGCCUCAGUCGUCAACAUUGUACACACCGUUGCUCUUUUCAGCCAGCUCGGCUAACUCUCUCCGGGAGAUGAUUACCAAGCAUCUCGACUACCUGGUCGAAAAUCCUGAAACUAGCCUUCGUGAUCUUGCAUGGACGCUGCAGCAUCAUCGCUCAACUCUACCUUUCAGGAAGGCCAUCACCGGGUCAGACUACGAGAAAAUUGUAGCUCAAAUGCAUAGUGUUGUAUCUACCGAACCGGCUGAUCUGAAAACUCGGUUUGCUCAAUACUCGGAGCCUCGAAUUCUGGCAGUAUUUACUGGUCAGGGCGCUCAGUGGCCUCAGAUGGGUGCUCGCUUGCUACAGUCUUCAAGCUUUGUGCGCGAUAAAAUUGCCUUCUUAGACGAGUGCCUAGCCACUCUUCCUGAAGGUGAUCGACCAGAUUGGGCUCUUACCGACCAGAUUCUGGCCGCAGGGAAAUUCUCCAGGGUCACUGAAGCGGCCAUAUCUCAGCCUCUUUGUACCGCUGUCCAGAUUGUCCUUGUUGAUCUCCUUCAAGCAGCGGGGAUAAAGAUUGGUGCAGUCGUGGGACAUUCCUCGGGCAAGUUUCCCUAUUUCCAUGCAGGGGAGAUUGGUGCGGCGUAUGCCGCUGGCUUCCUGUCUGCAUGCGAUGCUAUUCGAGUGGCAUAUCUCCGUGGUGUCUGCGCGAAGCUCGCAGCUUCCCCGAGUGGUAGUAAGGGUAGUAUGGCUGCCAUCGGUGCUUCGGCUGAAGAGGCGCACGAUCUCUGUAAUUCUGAGAAAAUGAAAGAUCGAAUUACUGUCGCGGCGCUGAACUCGGGAUCCAGCGUUACACUAUCCGGGGAUGAGGACGCCAUCAACGCAGCGGUGGAUAUCUUCUCUCGCCAAGGCAAAUUUGCCCGUCGCCUGCGGGUAGAUACAGCGUACCAUUCGGCGCACAUGCAGCCAUGUGUAGAUCCAUAUCUCAAGGCUAUGGAACGCUGUGGUGUCUCAGUGCAACAACCUUUGGGAGACCGACCGACCUGGUUUUCCAGUGUAUACCCUAAUACUGCGAUGAGUGCCGAUACCUUGACCACUGAGUACUGGGUUCAUAAUAUGGUGCAGGCUGUUCUCUUUUCACCGGCCCUCAUUACGGCUGCCAAGGGCGGACAGCCAUUUGACAUGGGCAUUGAAGUGGGCCCUCACCCGGCCCUCAAGGGUCCUGCGUUGGACUCACUAGGCCAGAUAGACAUGCAAAUUCCUUAUACCGGGUUAUUUGCUCGUGGCGAAGAUGAUGUAGAUGAGCUCUCUGCCGCUAUGGGAUUCCUCUGGACCCAGCUUGGCUCGGGUGUGGUCAACUUCGACGGACUGGAGCGGGCUUUAAACAGCGACAAGGAGCCCAAAAAACUCCUUGUUAAUCUGCCCAGUUACCCAUUCGACCAUCAGAAUCGCUAUUGGGCUGAGUGUCGCACGUGGAGGGCUGACAGACUGUCAGGAAAACCCCCAAAUCCACUACUAGGAUCGGUUCUGGCUACCACGAGGAGCUCUAGCAAUGCGCAGUGGAAAAACAUCCUCAAGCCAACAGAGAUACCUUGGCUACAGGGACAUCGAUUGCAAAAUCAGCUAAUUUUGCCCGCGACUGCAUACAUUGUUAUGGCUCUGGAAGCAAUCACCGCGGUGGCUGGGGAUGCUGCAAUAGCAUUGUUCCGGAUGACCGAUGUCCUACUGAGGCGCGCGAUUGUAUUCAAUGACGAUAACUCAAGCGUGGAGUGUAUUUCCAGCUUGCAAAUACUGGAGUCAAAUGAGUCGCGCAUCAGAGCCAAAUUCACCGUCGAGUCUGCCUCGCAAGGAGACCUGUCCUUGCGGCUCAAUGUGGAAAGUUUCAUUGAGGUGGAACUGGGCGGAUCCAUCCCCGACAAACUACCAUUGCUCGAGCACGAUCAGUACUACAAUAUCAACGAGCAAAACGCCGAAAGAUUCUAUUCAGAAAUGCAAAUGAUCGGCUACCACUACUCGCCGCCUUUUCGGGGAAUUUCCAGCAUCCACAGACGCUUGAACUUUGCUCACGGCACACUGAUUGACCAGUCGGGAGACGCCUGGGAGGAUCAGCUUAUCCUGCAUCCAGGUAUGUUGGAUACAGCUGUACAGACAAUCAUUGUGGCCUACUCUGCGCCCCAGGAUGGACGGCUAUGGUCCCUCCAUGUGCCAACCCGGAUCGCCUCGAUAGAAUUUAAUCCCCAUUUCGCUUUCAGUCGAACCUCGAAGCAAGAACUCAUUCGGUGGGAAAGUAACGUCGCCGAUCAGGCAGCCAGCGUGAUUGAGGGAUCGUUUCAUCUUCUCACUCAGGACAGGAAACAUAGCUUUCUGCAGGCAGAAGGCAUUGUGUUAUCACCAUUUAGUCCUGCCCAAGCCCAGGAUGAUAACCAGCUGCUGGGCCAUAUGGAAUGGCAACCGGCAAUCCCGAACGCAGAUAUGGAGGCUGCCAAAGCCUCUAGCGCUUUAGACUCAUCCGUGACCGGUGACGUGGAGCGAAUGGCUCUGUACUAUCUGCGCAAACUGUGCGAGACGAGCACAGAGAAGCACCGAAACAACGCGUUGCCGCAUCAUCAACAGCUCCUCAGGUGGGCAAGCUCUACCCUCAAUCGGGUUUCAGCAGGCAAGCAUCCUUUCAUUGCCAAGGAAUGGAUAUCCGACUCUGAGCAGCAGAUCCAGCAACUGGCCCGCCACCACCAUGACUCUGUGGAAGCGAGACUCGUAGCGGAGAUUGGCUCUAGCCUUCCCUAUGUCGUUCAAGAACAGGGUGUUCUUGCGCACUAUAUCUCCAUGGACGAGGAAGCGCCUACUAUCAAAAUGAUACAUGAGCGCCUGGCCAAUCUGGUAAAGCAGAUAAACCAUCGCUACGCGCAUAUGAAUAUCCUUGAGAUUGGAUCUGGGACCGGGGCUGUGGCUGAGAUUAUUGUGCCCUCCCUGGGGACAUCAUUCUCCUCUUACACCUUUACCGAUGUCUCCGAUGACCUCUUCAGUGAAGCUGAAUUCCGCUUUGGUCAGUACGCAGAUCGCAUGGUCUUCAGAACAUUGGAUAUUCAACAGGAUCUCGCUGCUCAGGGCUUUAUUGCUGGCAAGUAUGACCUCGUUCUCGUAGGUAACAAUCUCCAGAUGGUUCAGGACCAGGAGAAGGCGCUCUCCAGUAUUCGCCAACUGCUGAAGCCUGGUGGGUACCUCAUCGGUGCCAGUCCGAUCACGGAUGACUCGUUGCGUUUGGGGAUUUCCAUGAGCGAUUGCCCAGAAUGGUGGGCUGGUGCCGACGCAGGCCGAAUGACCUUAGACAGCUGGGGUAGUCUCCUGCGCCAAUGCCAGUUUUCUGGUAUCGACACUUGCACCCCAGUCCAGGACGCCCUCCAUGAUUUUCCCGUCUGGGCUGCUCAAGCAGUGGAUGAACGUGUGCGACUGUUGCGAGACCCUCUGGCUGCAUCACCAGAGUUCCCGGAGGAGAUGCCACACCUUGUUAUUAUCGGAGGGAAAUCUAUGGCCACUGUGCAGCUGAUAGAGCAGAUCAGUACCCUGCUGUCGACUAAAUAUUCCAACGUCACCCGUUUCCCUUCGCUCGAGGCGUUGAAUCGAGAUUCCGUCCCACCAAAAGCUACCGUGCUUAGUCUCGCCGACUUGGAUGGCCCAGUAAUGAAGUCAUGGACCCUUGACAAGUUAGAGGCCUUGAAGGCCCUCUGGGACCAAGCGGCCAAGGUAUUGUGGGUUACCAAGGGAGCUUACUCCAGUGAGCCGUAUUCUAGCAUGAUUGCCGGGAUCGCGCGAGUGGUCAGAGCGGAAAAGAUCGAACUCAACGUGCAGUUGCUGGACAUUGCCUUCCUUGACCAGAGAACUGCAAGUUUGGUGUCCGAGACAUUGUUGAGACACCAUUUCCUUCUUACCUGGUCGCCGGAGAACUCCACGGAAAAAUUAUUAUGGAGCUAUGAAAAUGAAGUAGCUUUCGAUGGCCAGCAGAUGCUCAUCCCGCGCGUGCGUAUAAAUGAAACGGAGAACUUGCGGAUGAACAGUGCCCGCCGGUCUAUAGUGCAUGAGAUUGAUCCGUCCACAGCGGCCCUACGGUUGGUCAGCUCAGGUGAAUCCUACCAGUUGGAAGAGGUAUCCUCCUUGCGAGUUGCCCCAACGUUGCCAACUAUCCGCGUGCGUCAAUCAUUGCUGCAGUUCCUCAAGCUUGGGUCAAAUGGCUCCUUUAUGCUCUGUAUUGGCACAAAGCAGGAUCAUUCCCAAGCCACAGUUUUGGCUGUGACCCAGACAGCGGAGUCGCUGGCACCAGUUGAGCCUGGUUGGACUAUUGAGAUACCCACCUCGCUUGAUAUUGCAAACUUGGCUCUGGUGACCGUGGCCACCCACAUUAUUUCUCAGCAAAUCUUAGCCAUGGUUCCCUACAAUGGUACCCUCGUGGUUCAUGAGCCGGACAAAUUUCUCUAUGCCGCCCUUUCAGAUGCUGCAGAAAAGAGUCGUAUUAAUGUGUGGUUUACCACUUGCCAGCCCGGCCGUGACUCUAACUGGACGUACCUGCACCCUGCCCUUCCCGCUCGCCUGGUCAAGGAGAGGCUUCCCAGUGAGGUAUCUGCUUUCAUCAACUUCGAGUCUCCCAAGGGUCCGGGUUCCCGGGUAGCCGAAGCCAUUGCAGGCUGUAUGCCCCCUCAUGGUGUGCAGGCCUCGGCGACAACCCUGUUCACCAACCAGUUGUACACCCGCUCGGGAGCUGACCCGACUGUUCUCAGCAAGCUUCUUCACGAUACGUGGCAGAUUGCUUCCUCGUCAAGCUUGGCCUUCGAGCUCAACGAGCCUAUCCCUUUGGGAGAGGUUUCGUGCCACAACCCGGUAGAAGAAGCUAUUCAGCUGGUUGACUGGGACGUUCCUGUGGUGCCGGUUCAUCUGAGACAAAUUGACAAUGAUCCAAUCUUCCGGCGCGAUCGGACCUAUCUGAUGAUUGGUCUCACUGGUGAGGUUGGCCAGUCUCUCUGCCACUGGAUGGCUCGUAAGGGGGCCGGUUUUAUUGUCCUAGCGAGUCGUAACCCCAAGGUCACCCCGGCAUUUCUUCGAAAGGCCGAAGAUCUGGGUGCAACUGUUCGGUCGCUUUCAUUGGAUAUUACCAGUCGAAACUCUCUUCAACGCUGCCUCCGGGAAAUCAGGCGCAGCAUGCCCCCGAUUGCGGGCGUGGCUAACGGUGCCAUGAUUAUGGAGGACGUGCUAUUUGACGAUUUAGAAUUCGAAAGCAUGGAAAGGUCAAUGAAGCCGAAGGUCCUUGGGAGCAAGCUGCUGGACGAGGCAUUUUAUGACACUCCCCUAGAUUUUUUCAUCAUGUUCUCGUCGGUUGCAGGUGUUGUCGGCAACACAGGACAAGGCACCUACGCAGCAGCUAACAUGUACAUGGCCGGUCUAGCCUUGAAGAGGCGUAAGCGUGGGGUUGUUGGCUCUGCCAUUGCCUACAGUCCCUUGAUGGGCUUGGGAUACAUCAAUCGCACCGACGAAACAAUGGGCGAUAAAUUUCGGUCGAUGGGUAUUUCCCUUCUUUCAGAGACAGACUUCCAUUAUGCCUUUGCUGAGGCUAUCAAAGAGGGUCAAGCAAAGUGCCAUGACCGCGCAGAACUGAUAACGGGCUGUUCCCCGAUGGUUUUGGCUGAUGUUGUUCGUGGCCGUAUCCGCAGUGAUAUUCGUUUCAGUCACCUCAAUCUUGAGCGGACGACGGGUAAAGCAGGCUCGGGCUCAGGUGCCAAUUCAUCUGUGAAAGCUCAGUUACAGCAAGCCAGUUCUCUGGAGGAAGUCCAGGACAUAAUUCUUGGUUCAUUCACUGCAAGGCUGAAAAGCCUGCUUCGAAUGUCCUCCGAGCAAUCCCUGGACGUCAACAGCAGCCUGGUUGAUCAAGGUAUUGAUUCAUUGGUUGCUAUUGACAUUCGUGAAUGGUUUGGCCGUGAGUUGGAGGUUGAUAUGCCGGUUAUCAGGAUCCUUGGAGGUUCUUCUAUUGCCGUUCUGAUCGAGGAUAGUCUUCAGUACAUCCCAAAGACCGUGCUUGACCUCAAUAGCCUGUCUGGCGAGGGUCAAAAUGAGCCUGUGGAGCAAAUGUCACCUGCUGCUUCCGCAACUGAGCCGCAGAAAAAGCCAGCUGCUACUCUGGACAGUCUCGAUGCCGAGCCAUCUACCUCUUUCUCAGACCACAAGGACUCCGGCUCUUCCAGCUCAGACAGUGAGAGUGUCGAUACACCUUCUAAUUAUGGAACUAGUGACACUGAGCCCGAUGAGGAGAACACAUAUGAGCCUCUAAUUGAUAUAGAUUUGCGCCAGUCCACCAUCCAAUCAGCAACAGAGAAGAUCGCGCCAAUGUCCUUCAACCAGGCCCGUUUCUGGUUCAUGCAGCAUGCCCUGCAAGAUCCUUCCGCUCUUAAUAUGGCCCAUUGCUGGCACGUUGAGGGUUCAUUAGACCUUCCCAGGCUCAGGAAGGCGGUCACCACGGUUGGCGAUCGACAUGAGGCGAUGCGCACCCGGUUCUUCUGGGGGGGAGAGAACCAUAAUGUGCCCAUGCAAGGAAUUCUAUCGCGGUGCAUUGUCCAGCUUGAGAUCAAGCGCAUCGCCAACAAGGAGGAGGUAUAUCGGGAAUUGGAUGCCAUGCGGCACCAUACCUAUGACCUCAAUGACUGGCAGCUUGUGAGAACUCGUCUUCUCACGUUGUCUGACAAAGAGCAUUACAUGAUUAUUGGCAACCACCAGAUCACCUUCGAUGGUAACAGUGCCUCGCUUUUGCUCAAUGAGAUGAAUGAAGCCUAUCUGGGACAGAGCCUACCAAUGCUUUCCAAGGCGUCUCAGUACUCUUCCUUUGCAGAGAAGCAGCUACAACACUACAGUCAAGGAUAUUUUCAAGAGCACGUUGACUACUUCAAAAGCAUUAUCCACGAAGACAAUCCGCCGCUCGAACUGUUUUCUUUUGCCACAGCCAAAUCUAGGCCAGUGCAGUCCCAAUACCGCACUCAUCGAUCGGACAUGCUUCUUUCGCCGAAGCAGACUUCUCUGCUUAACCAAGUCUCUCAGAAGAUCCAGUCAAAAACCUUUGACAUCUAUACCGCCGUGCUGGGCGUUCUUUUGUUCCGCCUAUUGCCAAACAUCAAGCACGUAUUGAUUGGCAUCGAUGCCAACCGUAGCGACCUGAGUUGGGACAAACCCAUGGGCUGCGUGCUGAAUACGUUGCCGAUCCGGCUAGACAGACCAGAGACCAACACCAAGCUUGGCCCUUUUCUCGGCAAAGUGCGAGAUGCAAUCAAUGGCGUUCUAGAACAUUCGUCCGUGCCGUUCGAUGUCCUGGUCAACGAGCUCAAGCUGGACCGUUCAGCAAAUUGCUCACCCGUGUUCCAAGUGAUGAUACAGCACCGCAUUGAAAAUCAAGACCAGGUUACAUGGUGCAAUGCUACCCGUAGCCGCGGUAAAUCUCUGAAACCUUGCACGGGAUUUGAUCUUCAUUUGGAAAUUGUCGAAAAUGCUGAGGGUAAUGCGGUGGUCAGCUUGGAGACGCAGCAGGGACUAUACAGCCAGGAACACACAGAUCUUCUUGUUAAGACCUAUGUUAACCUACUAGAGCAGCUGACCACGAUCCCAGAGGCACCUUUGGAAGCUGCUGAGUUGUGGUCAUCCGAGGAUACUUCGAUGGCACUAAGAGUUGCUACGGGCCCUGUGGCACCUAUGAGAUGGCCGCAGACCGUUGUUCAUCGGAUUGACCAGAUGGUGCAGCAAUACGGAAGCAAACCUGCCCUCAAGGAUGGCAGUGGCAAGAUGUUGACCUACAACGAUAUGGGCCGCCGCGUUGACUCGAUUAUCGCGGCUUUGCGCCAAGCUGGGGCUCCAAAAGGCUCUAUUAUUGCUGCUAUGCAAGAGCCCGGUGUUGAUUCGAUCUGCUCAAUGUUAGCUGUUUUCCGUGCUGGCGCAGUAUAUAUGCCACUUGAUACACGCAUAUCCACCGAGCAAAUAAAGUGUGCACUGCAAUCACAUAAGCCAGUGUUGUUGCUUGUUGAUCAAGCUACAUCCCAUACGGCCAGGUCACUUCAAAAUCUCAAGCCUAAGGUGUUGAAUGUCUCUUCAGUGCCCACGCGGAAGCAGAUUCAGCGCGCACCGAAUCUGGCCGAUGGUAAUUCGGCCGCAGCCAUUCUUUUCACGGGCGGUUCUGCCCCAGAGCCAAAGGGAGUUUUAAUCAAUCAUGCAAGCAUGAUUGCCCAGCUUGAGGCCUCUUCAAUGCAGUACAACUUCUCCGAUGAGAGACCACUGAUUGCUCUCCAACAUUCGGACCAUUCUAUUGGACUGUCGCUCACCCAAGCCUUCGAUGCCUUGUGUAACGGAGGAAGCUUGGUUAUCCUAUCUGCGGACAAACAGGGGGAUCCAAUCGAAAUUGCGAAAACAGUCCGGGAGGAAAAUAUCAGUUAUACAUUGGCGACCCCGUCUGAGUACCAAAGUUGGCUCAGCAUUGCAGCGGGACAGCUUCAGAAGUGUCCUCACUGGACUCUUGCUGCUAUGGCAGGUGGAGAAGUCUCUCACAAGCUAUUGCAAAGCUUCCGUUCUCUUGAGAGCGCGUCUCUUCAGCUUCUGAAUCUCUAUAUUUCGCCUGGAACGUGUUUCGGUUCUACCUGGCAGGGUCGAAUUGAAUACCGCAAGUCUGUCUUAGAGUUGCCCCUCGCCGCAGGAUACCCUUCACCCAACCAAGCAAUCUAUAUCGUCGAUACCAAGCUGCGGCCUCUUCCGAUUGGUGUUCCUGGAGAAGUUAUCAUAGGGGGUGCUGGCGUCACCAAUGGAUAUGUCAACCCGGAUGCUGCAACAAAGGGGAAGUUUAUCGAGUCACCAUUUUCACACUUGGAUACCAAUUUCACUACGAACAAAUGGACGAGUGUUUAUCGCACUGGAGACUACGGCUACUUGCGGAAGGACGGUUCCCUUGUCCUAGUUGGCCGUUCGAAUAGCGACACUCACGUCAAUGUUCGCGGCUUCCAAGUUGAGCCAGCAGAGAUCGAAAACGCCUUGGUCGAGGCUGCUGGGGGUUUGUUGGCCGAUGCCGUGGUCACCUUGAGAGAACAUGAUGAAGACCAAUUUUUGGCUGCUCAUGUUGUCUUUAAUAGCCAGGUGAUUCCGAGUGAUUCCGAUGAGUUCCUAGACAAUCUCCGGAUGCGCCUGCCUGUACCAGAGUAUAUGGUCCCUUCCGCUAUAGUGCCCUUGGCUAAACUGCCAUUGAAUGCUCACUCGGAGGUGGACCGACUUGCUAUCCACCAGCUGCCAAUUGACGAAUCUAAUGUCGUGACUUGGAGUAGCCGAGAAAUGACACCGAUGGAAGCUAGUCUUGCUGAGGUCUGGCAAGGGAUCCUCCCUGCCUCUGGCUCGCUGACCCUUACUCCCAGCUCUGACUUUUUCAAGGUUGGGGGAACCUCGCUGCUGAUUGUCAUUUUGCAGAGGGCAAUCAAGAUGCAGUACAAAGUCGCGCUGCCAGUGAUCGAGUUCGUGAGUGCGAAGAGACUCGCUGACAUGGCCCUGUUGAUCGAAAGCAAAGGGGCUCAUGCCUAGAUGCAUUUCGCAGAGGUGUAUGUAAACGUGGAUACUAUAGUCAUUUAAGGUGUGGAGUGAACGUAACUUUAAAUGGCAAACUACUAAGCUAGGGUUGUGAUUGCGAAGUUGGAAUUAUCGGCUCUUGAUUGUAUUUCAGCAGAAGUUGUUUAGUUUGCAUUUACAUUUGAAGGUUGCGUGACAUCUUGGCGUGUAGAUAUAUGUGAGAGAGAGAGAGAGAGAGAGAGAGAGCAGAAUGUAAUGGAAGAAUUUUCACUGUCGUCAUCAAACAGAAACGGGAAGGACGGAUGCCUGGCUGCCCGUCUCCUCGCUUCUCCCCUGACUCUUCCACGUCACUCUUCCAGCCUUCUUUUUGAUGGGAUCUUAACCCACUUGUUUCCUUCCUAUGUAUUAUCCAAAGUACAGUACCUGAUCUAUCCUCGAAAUACAAGAGAACACUAACAGAGAAUAAAAUAAACAGUGUAAGAUACCGGGGAGGAAACGCGACUUGGCUCAGCCCUAUAAGGCACGCCAAGUGCGGAACCCCCUCGGGCCAUGAGCCAAUCAGGGCCGGGCCAUCCCGCGCCUUCCGUG
Aspergillus welwitschiae is the source of this 11469-nucleotide messenger RNA. RefSeq lists its product as uncharacterized. The record is from RefSeq and is a predicted model, not a curated record. The transcript has 10 exons. Gene Ontology annotation, molecular function: phosphopantetheine binding; fatty acid synthase activity; 3-oxoacyl-[acyl-carrier-protein] synthase activity. Gene Ontology annotation, biological process: secondary metabolite biosynthetic process; fatty acid biosynthetic process. The coding region runs from base 1 to 10896 and encodes 3631 amino acids. NCBI's taxonomy places the organism in Eukaryota, Fungi, Ascomycota, Eurotiomycetes, Eurotiales, Aspergillaceae.